Messenger RNA from Acanthochromis polyacanthus (spiny chromis), 5092 nucleotides. RefSeq lists its product as uncharacterized. The transcript has 16 exons. Bases 1 to 4524 code for a protein of 1507 amino acids. The record is from RefSeq and is a predicted model, not a curated record. Lineage: Eukaryota; Metazoa; Chordata; Actinopteri; Pomacentridae.
AUGGAGCAUCCAACAUUUAGGAGGGCCCCUAAUGGGACCCUUCUGCUAAAUGCCUCUGCUGAGGCUCAGGCUCUGGGACCCCAGAAGGCCUUCUACAGGGCCAGACCAGCAGAGGAGGUGGAGGAGGAGGCCCAGGCCCACGUCGUCUCCAUGGGUGGAGACGUCACCAACGCCACCCUGGUGCUGAGCCGGUGGAGGGUCCAGUUCGGCCGGUACCAGGGCCAGACCUUCCACUGGCUGCUGGAGAACGACGUGGGCUAUGCUGUGAACCUGGUUUCAUCCCACCAGAAGGAGCGAGAGAGGACAGGGUCUCAGUCCCCGCUGAUGGCCAACAAGGACGCCUUCACCCGGUACUCCUCAGGAUACCCGGACAUUGUGGAAGCCGUCGGGUUCCACAAAGCCUUUGAGGAGGCCCGGGUCAAGUCCCUCCAGCCUGGACAGGAGGGACAGGCCCUUGAUGACUUUGGGGACUUCAAGUUGGAGACCCUGCAGAGCCUGUACGAGUCUGAGGACCCCAAGAAGAUCCGAUUCGUUAACUACCUGCGACAGAAGACACCAGCUCCAGGCACGCAGACGGAGAACGCCGUCCGCUACGUUAGAAGCCGAGACAGGCAGAGGAGGAACCCUGCUGCUGCUGCCAGGACCUCCACCUCCUCCUCCACGUCCUCCACUGUGAGCAGCAGCUCUGCUUCUGUCUCGGCUUCAACGCAGGGUCCCAGAGUUGCAUCCCAAUCUGCAGCUUUUGUCUCUGGCCGGCGUUCUCUGUCUGCGGUGGAAAUGCAGGCAAAGAUUAAGAAGCUAGUGGUUUCUCAGCCUGCAUUUCCAGCCUCCUGCAGACCAGAUCUUCCCUCAAAACAAUCUGAGGAGUCCACAGAAGAAGAGCUGGUCCAAGCGAAGAACUGGAAACUGAACACCUCAGAAGUACAGGCCCCUCUGUCGCUCCUCCCUCCACCUCCUCCAUCCACCUCCUCCCUGCCACAGAGGGCUGAUGGGGGCUCUGCAGGGCCAGAGGACCCCACAAAUGAGGAGCUCAUGGAGACCUCACAGGAGCCUCAUGGUUCUCUGACCCUGCCCACCCCGCCACCACUGGUCCAGGCUCCACCACUGGUCCAGGCUCCACCACCGGUCCAGGCUCCACCACCGGUCCAGACUCCACCACCGGUCCAGGCUCCACCACCGGUCCAGGCUCCACCACCGGUCCAGGCUCCACCACCGGUCCAGGCUCCACCACCGGUCCAGGCUCCACCACCACCACCUGCAGCCAUGGAGCAGGCGGCUCAUCUUCCUCCACCUGCUGGCGGUGCUGAGCUGCUCCCCCAGUCCUGGAGAGCAGCUCUCACUGCAGAGCAGCAGCAGUGGAUCGGCCGGGUGCUGUUUUCCAGGGACAGCAGGGGGAGGCCACGUCUAAUUGAGGACCUGAACCUCUGGUGGUUCCCUCCCCAGACCCUGCCGGUCUACAGUCAGCCUCCCGCGUCCCCCGACCCCUUCUUCGCAUGUCGGCUGUUCCUGUGGAUGCCACACAGGAUCUGGCGCCUACAGCUGACAUGCCCCCAGCCUUCAUGCUCCGGGUCCAUGGUGAAGGCUGGGCUGUACAGGACCAUCCGGAGGGUCCUGGACAUCGACGGCUGGUAUCUCAUGGCCACUGAGUACCUGGAGUGCCGUCGGUGUAAGAAGAAGGUCGGGGGCUGGUCACAGGGCAUCAUCAGGCAGCUGUCCCCCACCUACAGCUGCCAGUUCCCAGCUGUACUCACGUACAGGUUGUCCUGUGACCUGAGGGUGGUGUCACAGCUGAAGUCCCGCACGCUUGGUAACAGUGCCACUCAGCUGUACAACACCCUGCGGGAGACCCACGCUGACUCCUGGAUGCGGAGAGCCAUCCACUACCUCGGCGUGUGUGAGCAGUUCCUGGCCUUGGGCUCUGUCCGGGGGCAUUUUCCACCACUGCCCCAGAUGCCCCCUCUGCCGUCACCCGAAUGGCUGCUGACCGUCUACGGGUACGACGUCCUGACGCGGCUGGAGGAGUACAAGGCCAGGAUCACGUCCACCUUUGGAUCCAUCCUUAAGAUGGCUUCCACAAAGAAGGUGACCAAGAAGCUCACAGGUAUCUCCUCGGACACGGCCACCUGGGUUACCAACGUCGGCAAUGAGCAUGGACAGAUCCUCAUCAGUGUCCUCACCUGCUCAGAGGGCUCUGAGGGGCUGUCCUGCAUGGCGGCCGGAUUGAUGAGGAGAUACCAGCACGCCGGGGUACCUCCCCCCCAGCUCAUCUACGUAGACCGGGACUGCUGCAACAGAGACGGCGUGUCCAAGACGGCUGCCUUAUUCCCGGAGUGGGGACAGCUGCUGGUGAGGCUGGACAUCUGGCACCUGAUGCGGCGCUUUGCAUCAGGUGUCACCACGGAGUCUCACCAGCUCUACCCCACUUUCAUGAGGCAGCUGUCUCACUGCAUCUUCGAGGUGGACCCCGAAGAUGCCCGCCGUCUCACUGAGGCCAAGCGGUCCGAGCUGGAGGGGAAGCACGGGAUGGUCGGCCUGACCGACGCCGAGGUGAUCCGGAGGAUCUCCAAGGAGGAGUGGAGGCUCCACUGUCGUCGCCGGACACGUGGGGCCGAGGAGACCGCACUCCUCAUACAGGACCUCCUGGACACCUUUGGUGGUCCGGCAGGAUGCGACACCUUGGACAUCCCGCUGCUAGACGCUCUCCGCAUCCAGGACAUCUGGAAGACGCAGAGACGCCACCUCAGCUGCAUUCAGGACCCGCCCGGGGUGCAGCUGUACACCCAGACCGGCAGGCUGACAAAGGGCGAAGUCAGCCUGCCGCUUUAUCGCUGCGCCAGGGGCUCCACGUCCCUGGAGUCCUUCCACCUCCACCUCCACCGGUUCAUCCCAGGUACAAGUGUGAGCGCCAAAUACUUCCAGGCGUUCCUGGUUGAUGGACUGGUGAGGUGGAAUGAGGACAGAGCAGCAGCGGCUGCACCACCGGUUGCAGCUGAGGAGCGAGUGGCGUCUCUGCGCUCCUACAGUGGCCACCUCAAGCACGUCCUGAACCAGAAGAGCCAACGGGUGUUUGGCCUUCAGAUGGUUCAGGACUUCACCAGGCCUGCUGCGUACACAGGUGAGCUCAUCGGGGUGGAGUACCUGUACCAGCAGACCGUGCUUGAGGAUGUCAGCCUGGACCCUGACGCUCCGGACGAGGCUGCUGCUAUCCAGGCGCUGGAGGAGGCGGACGAGGGCUUUGUGGACGACGGCAAGGACCCCACAGUCUUCCAGCUGGAGCCCCCGUCCGCCAGCACAGCGGCAGCAGCCCGGUCAGGUGAUCCAGCUGACACACCCAGGUCUGAGCCAUCCAGUCCGGCCGCCCCUGACCAGGAACCCCCUCCUGAGGCCCCUGAAGGACCGACUCAGAACUCCUCCGACUCUGAGGAGGACAUCCAGGGUCUUGAUGGCCAGCCAGGAUACCAGCAUGUCCUGAAGCUGGCCAAGGCCCUGGUGGAGAUCCGGAACCUUCAGGGGCUCUCUGAUCGCAGGGUAGACAGGCUGAUUGCACUCUGGCAACGCCUGCCAGAGGCUGACAAGAGGCGAGUCGUCUACCCUGCCAGACACCGGGAGAGGCAGCCCACGGGGCGGUUCAAGGCAGCGAAGGGGAAGAACACCUCCUGUCCUGGAAAGGAGAGUCUCCAACGCUGCCUCAGACUGAACAAGGGUCGUGCAAACUGGCCCAGCGCCAGUCGCCUGGUUGAGGCCGUUUGCAGCCAGCUCUGCCGUCUCCACCCCGCCACGGCCCGUGUCGGUGGGGUCCCGAAGACCCGGUGGUCCCUAGUCCUCAGCGAUUACGUGGCCAUCAGAGAGGCAGUGCUGGUGAACCCACGUUUGAUGGCUCAGACCACCAUCCAGCUCUUUGAGCUAAAUCAAAGAACCCUGUCCCAGUGGUUCUGUCAUCAUCAGAAGGCCUGGGAGAGGACUGUGCUGGAGCAGAGAACUGGCAUCUUUCCUGCUCCAGCAGCAGCAGUCCGGCCUCUCCCUGCUGCCAAACAGCUGUCCCUGGUGCAAGUGGAACUGGGACAGCCCUUUAUUUUCCCUGGACCUUCAGCUGGAGGUCAGCCAGCCCCUCCUCAUCCUCAUCCUGCAGCCUUUGGCUCUGCUGCUGCUGCCUCCGUCGUUGUUGUUGCUGCUCCUCCUCCUCCUCAUCCUCCUCCUCCUCCUCCUCCUCCUCCUCCAGCCUUCGGCUCUGCUCCUGCAGCCCCUCCUCUUCCUGGACAGACAAAGCUGCCAAGAACAACAGCAUGGAGGAAGAGGAAGGCAGCUGAGGCGGCUGCUGCUGCUGCAGGAGAAGGCCCACCACCAGGGACUAAAGUCCGCCGGCAGACUGCACAGUACACCUGCAGUAAGUGUGGCCAGCUAAAACGGCUGGACACUGGACACACACGCAUUGCAGGUGUGUCAUACUGUGCAGCUGUCGGCGGAAUGACUGUGGAGGAGUGGAGGGAGAACAUGAGAAGGCCCCCAGAGGAGAAAAGGGAGUGAUUAUUUGUUUUUAUUAUUAUUGGUUUUUAUAUUGUUUUAUGCUGUCGGUUCAGAUUUGUUCUGGAAUUUCCCCCUCUGUCUCCGUCUCUCUGUGACUUCUGUGCUGGCCAAACACGGACACAAAUCUGAGAGAGGGGAAAUGAGACAGUUUAGGAGGCAGGUGAGGGGAGCACUGUGAAAACAGCAUGACUGUACUACUCUGCCAAGCUGUGUUGGCUUUGUUUGUCCAUUUGAAUUGUCCAGACAUUUCUUUGUCAUUUACAGUCUGAGGUAGCCCCGUGGUGGUUUAAGUGUGGUCAGAGGUAGAACAGUGAAUUGCAGACUGGAACAUGUCUGGCAUAUUCUGUGUUCUGUCAGCCAGACUUAACUACUCAAAUGAAACUGUCAGAGGCUGUUCUCUAAUUCUGUUGUUCCUGUUCACUUUUGACUUUCUCUUCUCAUCUAGUAUUUGUACAUUCAUUUGGCAUGUGGGCACUUGCAUCAAAAUAAAGCAACACAAAAAUGUCAUUGCCUGUCUGUCUGUCUGUGUGUAUGUAUAUAUAUUUUAUUAAAUACAGUUUUAUCUGCA